Messenger RNA from Rhagoletis pomonella (apple maggot), 6376 nucleotides. It is a transcript of the gene CycG, whose product is annotated as cyclin G. The coding region runs from base 915 to 3011 and encodes 698 amino acids. The record is from RefSeq and is a predicted model, not a curated record. NCBI's taxonomy places the organism in Eukaryota, Metazoa, Arthropoda, Insecta, Diptera, Tephritidae. The transcript has 6 exons.
AUUCGUGACUGGCUGCAGCUAAAUUUGCGUCCAAAUGAAGGCUCUGACUCAAGCUGAUUUAGUUUAUGUUUGGCAACAAUUGAAUAAAGUUCCAGCCGUUUUUCUACUCUUGUCUUCGUGUAGUCUAUGUAUAUGUUAAGCGUGAGAUCAAUCUAAGGAAAACACACACACACACACAAAAAAAAAGUGUCUAAGCAUUUAACAAAAUAAAAUAACUAAAUAAAUGUUUUAAUGGCGCGUUAAUAUUCGGUUUUAUAAUUCAACUACAGAUUUUUAAGCUUUAAAAAUGUUUUAAACGCUUCACAAAAGCAAAAUGAAAAACACUUUGUAGAUUCGUAAUUGCGAAUACUCGGUUGUAAGAUGAACGAAUCGUCAUGAAAAAUCGAUAGCUCCAGAAAAACUUUAUUGCGUUUGCAAGAAAAAUAAACUGUUUGUAAGGGCGACACAAAAAACGCAAGCAAAAUGUUUACGUGAAGCAAGAAAAUAAAAAUUCUUUGUUUCACCAACCACAUAUUGAAGAACUGAGUGGUGUAGCGAAAAUUAUUUCCAUAUUGAAAAGAAAACACCAGUAAAAAUAAACAAAAAAAAAACAAUUGCAUUUCGUCACUCGUAUUUUUUGCGAAAGUUGAAAUUUUUUGUGAUAACUUUGUAAAAGUACAAAUUAGUGGUAGAAAAGAAGAGAGCUCUUAGACUAAAUGUCAAACGUAGAUUAAAUGUUAAGUAACACACAACAACGUUACAAUAAGUACCAACAACAAUUUUUUAGUGCAAUAGCAAAAUUUUUUCUACACAAUUGAUAAUAAACAAAAAAAUUAUAAAAAUAAUAAUAAUAAAACUUAACUAACUGACACAACAUUCCUGCGCAACAUAAACAAACAAAAUGGCUGUCGAAAUGUACUAGGCCAGCCCUCACAAUGUCUGUCCCUGUACGCUACUCUGCUGCCGCCAAUUACGCCGUCGUUGAUAGUGGUUUGUCAAAUACUCUACAACAAGAAGAGCAAUACCACCAAUACCAACACCAGCAACAACAACAGCAACAGCAGUUGUAUUGCCAGUUUGUCGCCAACGGUAACGCUAACGCUAACGCCAACAUCAUCCAAAGCAAUAUCAAUAACAACAAUUUGAGUUUGGGUGGUGCUUGCAACAACUACGUUUACGUGAACGGCAACAUAAACGGCUUUGAGGUGCAGCAGCAGUUGAUGCAGCAGCGGUCAUCGAUGUCGUCGUCGGUUUCGCCAACAGCUGGAUUGCCCGCCAACAUCAACAUCAACAACCAUCACCAACACCAACACCAACACCAACACCAACACCAACACCACACCUCCAUCGACAACAACAACGUUCAAAAUUCGCCCUCAGCCAUGGACAAUAUGAACAUCAAUAAUAUAAAUGUGCUGCAAGAGGAGGAAGAGCAUCAUCAUCAUCAUCAUCAGUUACAGUAUCAUCAUCAACAACAACAACAACAUUUCGAUAAUCAUUUGGCAAUGAGCGCUGAAGCGUCGGCAUGCGAGCAAUCGGAAUUGUCGUCGCCGAAUGGUGCCUCGAUGGGCGGCGGUAUGGCAACUGUGGCGGAAGCUACGAAUCCAACGAUGUUGGCAGCAGCAUCAGCGGCGGUGGCGGCAGCAGCAGCAACGGCGAAUGGAAGCGGCAUUAGUGCAGCAAUGCACGAAGCUGUGGAUGUAGAUGUGGAUGAGUGGAGGAUGUCGUCUGACGAGGGCCGGUAUGGGACACCGGGUGCUGCUGGCUUGGAAUAUCAAAAAUAUGAGCUCGAACAACAACAACAACAACAACAAUCACCUGCCAACAUGAUGAACCAACCAUUGGAGUCUUCGUUAAUGGACAAUGAGAAUAGGAAUAUGAAUAUGAAGAAGAACAACAACAACGCCAGCAUCAAUAUGAAUAUGAAGAAUGGCAAUGGCAAGAAGAACAGCAACAACAACGCUGCAAAUACCGAUGCCAAUAGCGCCAAUGAUGCGCCCAACCCGACAAAGAAGGAGAACGAAUUGAUCGGGCUAUCUUCGGACGAAUUGUAUCGUAUGUUGAGCGAGUACAAUGUGUUGCAGGAUAAAUACCACACUGUAUUGUUGCUGCCGAGAGAAUCCAAGCGUGAAGUGACAGCCGGUGGACGUGAUGGCUCCGCGUAUGUUUUACGUUGCCUUAAAAUGUGGUAUGAGCUGCCCUCCGAUGUUUUAUUCUCAGCAAUGAGCCUUGUGGAUCGCUUCCUGGAUCGCAUGGCAGUGAAGCCGAAGCAUAUGGCCUGCAUGAGUGUCGCUUCGUUCCACUUGGCCAUCAGGCAGUUGGGACAAAAAGCAAUACCCGCGGAAGAAUUAGUAACUAUUUCUCAGUGUGGUUGCACUGCCGGUGAUUUGGAACGUAUGGCCGGUGUUAUUGCCAACAAAUUGGGUGUUCAAAUGGGCACCACACCGGUCACAGCCGUCACCAUUCUGCGCGUUUUCUACGCACUUUUCCGCAACCUGGCCAAGGAGGUGUGCGACGAAUUCUAUGAAUUCUAUCAGCGUAUGAUCAAAUUGGAAGAUUUAGAAAAUCGUUUGGAGAAUUUGCUGUGCGAUGUGAAAACAACCGUUAUUACGCCAUCAACAUUGGCAUUGAUAUUGAUGUGUUUGCAUUUGGAUUUCCAUAUCAAAGCGUCGUACAAGCGCGAACGGCCCGAAUUGAAGCCCGUAUUUGAGUACAUACUCUUCCUGCAGCAGUACUUGCGGAUUCCCGAUCGUGUAUUCAGCUGCGGCUUCACCAUUGUCGCUGACAUAUUGUCUCACUACAAUGGCCAGAACAAGCAGCCCUACAAGCAACGUCUGGUUUGGAAACUAUCCAGCCGUACACUGAAAGUACUGCGUCCAACCAAUCGUUUUUCAACCGAUCUACCCACCAUCGAUGAGGGCCAAGCGAAUGCCAUGGAUGACGGCUGUCGUUCAAGAACCGAAAGCAUUAGCUCCGAGGAGGAGGAGGAUUGGCCAACGUCGCCUAUAAUUCCGAUCUUUGAACAGUGUUAGUACAGUACAUACACACGCAUUACAGAAUGCGAUCAAUACAACAAAAUUUUUGCUUACGAACUCAACAAAUAACUGCAGGAUAUUUUUUUCGGUUAGACGGUUUGAGUAGAGGAGUACGCAAAAAAAAAAAACAAAAAUACAAAAAACAAAAAGGAAGAACACAAUCAUUUGUUUCACACAGAGGCGCAAAGAUGUUGUGUAAAUUUUGCAAUCGAUAGCCAACGGAGAAAAUUGUAAAGUGUAGCUGAAGAGCCGGAGUGCAACAGCAACAGCGUAGGAACGAAAACUCAAACAGAAAAUAGUUGUAAAAUGAAAAAAAGACAUCAACAACAACACAUAUCCUGCAUAACAGCAAGAAAUUAAAAUCAUAACAGCCUAUUUGUUUUUUGGAAAAACCUGCAAAAUAAGGAAAAAAAAUAUUUGAAGCAAGCAAACGGAGUUCAAGGAGAAGAACAAGAAAACAACACGUUUACGUAAGCGAGGAGUCAGUCAACAGCAGCGGUUAAAGGCGCGAACAACAACUUAAAGCUAAUAAGGUUUUUGUUUUUUGUUUUUUGAUUUAACAAGAACACCCAAAUCCCCCUCCACUCUGCGAUGUGUGUAUAUUUUGCUAUGCAUCAUAAUUACGGAAGAUUUUUAAAUUGAUUUUUAUAUAUGUAUGUAUGUACGUACGUAAGAUAAGAAAAAGAUAGAGCGAGAAAAGUAAAAAGAAAAAAAUAUAUUAAAAUUAAAUGGGUUAGGUGGCGCGGUGCGGCGUAUGACAACCGAUACCGAUGAGUCAGACAGUUAGAAAAGCGCGCGCGCAUAUUGUAGGGAAGAUGUUUAAUUCUCUUUCAAUGCUUAAGGAAAAAACACGAAACAAACUAAAAAAGUUAAAAAAACAAAAAAAUUCAAAAAAUAUAUUACAAAAAAAAAAAAACCAAAUAAAUGUUGCGGACCAUCAUACCAAGGAUUGAUGCCGUUCCGGCGCAUUUUUCGUUGAUUGCUAGAAGUGUGGUAGCGAGAAAUUCUUGGCAGAAUUAAAAAAAAAAAACACAACACACUUCGAAAUUAUAAUUUUUUUCUUCUAACAAUCAACCAAAUAAAAUAAAAAACACCUACAAACAGUUGGUAAACAUGUAAGCUACGCAGCGCAUGCCACUAAAUUUUUAGGUGCGCAUGCGCGGCUAGCUGGCACGUUUGUUAGCUGCUUUUUGAUGAGAUGAGCAUGUGUACGCUCAGAGCGGUACAAAGCAUUUUGGGUUCGCUCACGCAAUUACAACAAACAAAAAAAAAUAUAUACAUAUUCCAAAAACAAAAGUUUAUCGAAAGAAAAACAAAAAACCCAAACAAAAAAAUUAUUAACUUUAACUAAGUAAUUAUCAAAGAAAAAACUACAAUCUACAAUUAAUUUGAGUUCUUUUAUGUUCAACCUAUGUUUGUAUUAUGAUUUUAUUUAGUACUUUGUUCAGUUGUUUCUGGUAGUAAGAAUGCAUAAAUCAAGCAUAAAUAGUAUUUAGCAAAACAAAACAAAAAAAAAAAAAAUCAAAAACUAAAGAAUUAAAAUAGACAAAAAUCAUAUUCAAAUAAAUUAUACAAAAGCAAAACCAAAACGUAAAUAUAUCAACACUACUACAUAUAGCAAGUCAAUACUGUAAUUGUGUUAUCUCUGUAAACAAUAAAAAUUUAACUACAAAUUAAAAACGCAAAAGAUAUACUAAAACUUCAAAAUUACCGUUUUAUUCCAAAUUUCAUUUCGUUUCUUCAAUUGAUAGUGAUGCGGAACUUGUAAAAACCAGAAAACUUGCAAAAAAAAAACAUAAAAAACUAAAAAGUACAAAAAUAUUUUAUUAUUAGCUUCAAAACAAAAAAAAAAAAAUGUUUAUUUUACGUAUAAUUGAUUCUCAAAAAAAAAAAAAUGUAAAUUUAAAUUUGAUUAUGACGCGUUAAGUUUUAAGGAUAACGAGCUGGUUUUAAGAAUUUUCAAACUGACGCCUACACUUAGGUUAAGAAGAAAUCAGAGUAAAAAAACGAAAGCUAUAAAUUUUAAGCGCGCCAGUUUGUGGCAUAAAUUGUGUACAAACAGUAUUGAGAAAAUGAAAAAAAAAAUAUACUGCCCCGUUUUUGUAAUCAACUCACUUCAAACCAAUACUUCUGAACAUAAUUCAGGCCACAAACGCUAGCGAUAGCAACUAAUUUCAGUAAACAGAGCAGCAAGCAUUUUGAUAAUUUCGAUAACUUCAUUUGAGGUCAUAAAAAUAUGUUCUUGUUGAAUAACAGACGAAAAAAUAACGAAGUGAAAUAUUUUUUCAAACAAAUGGACACACAAAUACAAGUACGAUCUGAAAGUAUGUCCCUUUUUUUUUUUGAAUUCAUAAACCAAAAACCUUUGCUGUCUGGGGUUUGUAUUUCUAAAGCGAUUAGCUUUAAGACAGUCAGCGGUCAGACAUUUCGAAAAGCAUCCUCCUUUGAAACACGAAGCGAGCGAGCGAGCGAGUGCAAAUUCGAAAUGCCUAACCUAUAAACUAUUAUUCGAGUGAAAGCUAGCGGCGCGCGCGGGUGUACCGAAUACGCGCCGCCCGCCUACGCUUGCAACACUUCGAACGCAAUAAAUAUUCCAUACCCGCGCAUGUAUAUAUGUACUUUUUUUCGUUGAAAAUUUGCUUACAAUCUUUAGCGCAAUCUUUUUAUGAGCCACACUUUGCGCACAAUUCGCCUUUGGUGGCUGCUAUCGGCUGCCGGCGAGCGCAAUGUUGUGCAUUGCAUUUGAGUUGCGCGCACUCUCGAGACUGGUACUCGCAGAGUUUUCCUUUGAAUAGAGCGAGGCAGCGUGAGCUAGCUGUGUCGUGAUUCGAGAAGGCAAAGUGCGCGCGCUUGGCGGUGAGCUGACUUCAUUUGCUGCGCGCACUCGCAUCUCAUUUCGAUAGCGCGUCGUCUCUCCGCUGUGAGAAAUUGUUGUUAAUUUUUCCAGCGGUUGAGAGGUGUUCGGAUUUCGCGGCACAGCUGUAAAGUUUUACAGUCCUAUUAAAGUUGGAGACACAAGCCAAGUCGCUGCGGUUUCGGUUACGAAUUCGCGGGAGUUCUCUUGUGAUAUCCUUCCUUCAUUUGACUAAGCUUACUGUUACGCGUUGGUGAUCUUACACGAGCCGACGUGAUUGCGCUCACACACACAAGUGCUCCUCGAAUCAAAUUCAAUUGAGUGAUCUUUUUUUAAUUUUUGCAUAUAAACUAUUUUUGUAUGCAAAGUAUUUUUUUAGAAUUUCUUUUUUGUUAAUAAUUUUAUUUGCUAAUUUUUAAGUAUACAAACACACAAAUGUAAUACAACAAUACAUUGCAAGCAACGAUUUGUAGCUUGUAAAAAUCUUUUUUUUUUCGGAUUCCAAAAA